ACAAAUACUAAAAAGCAGUAGGGACCAGAUGCUUAGUAUUUUUUCUCUACAUUUUAUUAUUACCUUACAUUCUUACAGGUAAUUGGGUCAAGUGAUCAAAGAAGGACAUUUAUUAGAUGUGUAAGUUUAUAAAAUAUAAACUAAGAUUACCUGACAGCGGCUGUCAGUCUGCCUGGGGAGGGGAGGCCCGUGCGCAGGUUCUCAUUCAUGAAUGUGUCCUAACCACUGUGUGGGCAAAUGGACAGUUUAGUUUUGCACUCUUCAAGUGUCAGAGAAGCAGUUACCUUGUAAGCAGGUUUUAAACUUAUUAUUUCAGUGAAUGUCAAACUAACACUGAAAUGGAAGGAAUGGCAAAAUGAACCGUUUACCUGUACCUGGCUUCAACAGUGACUAGUUUCUGGCUGAUUUUGUUUCUUCCUCCAUCUGCUGUGCCUUCUCUUACCAUUUUGAAGCACUAUUAGACAUCCUACAAACAUUUGGAAUAGCUCUUUGAAAGGAAUGGACUUCCUGGUUUUUUUAAAAUUUAUUUUAAUUUAGUUUUAUUUAUUUUUUUUACACUUUUUUUUUUUUUUUUGGUACUGGGGAUCGAACUCACGACUGCCUGCUUGCAAGGCAGGUACUUAUGCCGCUGAGCUAAAUUUCUGUUUUUUUAAAAAAAAUAGCUGCAAUACCACUACCUCUCAUGAAUUGUUCUGGUGUGUUGUUUCAGAGUGCAAAAUCCCACAAUGAUGGCCCACAUGACAUAAUAUACAUUUGAACAUAAAUGUGUUCUGACACCAGAAGUCACUUUUCUGGUUGUUACACUGGCCUUCCGCGUAGGUCUUUAAAGUGAAAUGUUGGGCAUUCUUUGAUCAUUUUACCAUGUAACACGAGCUUAAGAGCCUUCGGGAAGGCUCUCAGUUAAUGAACUUUCUGUCUGCUAAAAGUCUGAUCACACAGACUGUGUAUGACAUUAGGAGAUAAAUUACCUAGUGACUCAGUAUUUGAAAUUUAAAUUUAACUGAAAACAGUUAUCAGUGCAUCAUAUCAAUUUUUUAGCAAGAGAGAACUAUGAAGUCUUUAUUAAGCUCUCAUUUUUUUUUAAUCAGUACAGGGGAUCAAACUCACGACCUCAUGCUUGCCAGGCAGGCGCCUAUGCCACUGAGCUAAGUCCUUGUUUGAUGCCAUGUGAGAUAGAGUUUGAGAAGGUUGCCUUCACUGGGCCAAAGAGAAUCAGGGCCAUAUGAGGUAGAGUUGUAGGUGCUUACCGUGUACAUCAUCCACCUAAGCUAUGCAAUCCAUUUUCAUGUAAUAUUCAUUUGUUGUCUUUUACAUGUGCAGCACUGUCCUUGGCCCUUGUGUCCUUAUUCAGUUUCUCCCACAAGCCCAUGGAAAAGGCACAGUUACUGUACUCCCUUUGACGGAGGCUCAGAAGUUACUGCCCAUGAUCAUGUGAGCCUGGUGGAGGAAAGAUUCAAACGCACAUAUGCAUUUCAUUGUCACGUGGUGUCAACUGGCAAGAAGGAUAAAUAGCAAAGAAAAUGAUAGUUGUUUUAAUUUUAAAAUGUCCAAGGAAAAUCUGUGAGUGGUGAUCAAAAAAUAGGGUGUUUAAAUUUAAAAACAUUCUAAUUACAGUAAAAGACACAUUGCCAUUUGUCCCCCUCGUAUCCCACCCCUUUGCUUUGAACACAUUUACCCACCAUUCCCGCGAUUCUCUGAAGCAGUUCUGGAGGUUCUUGAAUGUCUUUAGUAGCAGUGGCGUGGCUGUGUCAGUGUCCUGAACAGAUGUGUUAAUGUUUACCUUUCAUGGUCAUUUUUUUUUUUUUUUUGUCUUUUUUGAGACGGGGUCUCCCUAUGCAGUUCAGGCUGACCUUGAGCUCACUUUGUAGCCCAGGCUGGUCUCGAACUCACAACGAUCCUCCCACCUCAGCCUCCCGAGUGCUGGGAUUACAGGUGUGAGCCACCAUGCCCGGCAUUGGCAUUCAUGGUCAUUUUGACUUUGGGAAAGAGCCAGAGUUGCACCAUCUUAGCUCCUAUGAAUCAGGUGGGUGAAGACACAUGGCCAUGUUUUUACAAGCCUGCCAUUCUUUUGGAUGCUAUGUGGCAGUGACAUUCACAGUAGUUUUGAUCAGGCCUUGUAAAGACACUCAUGAAAGAGGACUCAGAACAGCUUCAAAAAGUGGAAAGAAUGCAGGGUAAGUGUGCUCAAAGUGAAAGGCAGGACUUCAGGGAGUUCAUGCCAAUAUGUCUUACUGUAAUAUAAUUUUUAUUUUAAACGUUCACUCUAUCGUUUGAUGACCCUUCUGUUGUUCAAAAUAUACCACCAAAAGCAUUUCAUUUGCUGAGAUUUUAGUAAAUGCAGGUGUUUUCUGAGAGUCAGUCCAUGCCUCACAUCUGUCUCCAUUCUCUUUUCAGAAGCUUCUAACCGUGGCUCUGGGCCAGCGUGUUGAUCUUGGGCUGCCACCUUCCUGAUUACUGGGAAGAGAGUGAAGUCCACCCUCUUCCCUGAAUGUCCUGGGGGCUCCUGGCACUCCACACACCCACGUCUCUCUUCUCGAAAUCUCAGUCCGUGGUUUCUGUUAUUGCCCCUCUUUCUCAUAAAAGCCCGAGUUGCGUCUCUGUGAAUGAGGCCCGGAAUCCUGCUGCAUCUAGAUUUUGUCCCCAGCCUUCGAUUUUAUAACCUGCCGUGCUCUUAGUCAUUUCUGCUGCUAUUAGCUUAGUUGCUUUUGAGAAGAGCACAGUUAGUUUUACUGAUUUUAGAGCUAUGGAAAAAAGGCCGGGUGUGGCGGUGCAGGCCUUUAGUCCCAGAAUUUGGGAAGCUGAGGCAGGAGUAUCUUGAGUUCAAGGCCAGCCUGAACUGUGGUGCAGCAGCUGCCUUCCCUUGCUGCCUGUGUCUCCGUGGAAAUGUGGGCCGGGCCAGUUACCAGGCUCAGACUUACUUGUGUCUUACUGACCGCCUUCUGUGCGUGUUGCUUGGGGCUGACCUUUCUCUCUAACUUUCUCUGUCUUAGAAAUCUUCUAGGAUCUGUACCUAGAGCAGAAAGCAUGGCUUUCCCCCUCAUUCUCCACGGAGGCAGGAACACCGCUCAGCUCCUAAGCCGGCACCUCUUCCCUCUUCUGCUGACUCUGGGAGGCCUGGCGGUGCCGUGCUCAUCUGUUCCAGAAUGGAGGCAGGCGGAUGUCAGCGCCUUGAAGCUUCUCAAGGUUCCCAGCUGUGAGGCCCAAACUGGGGCUCAGGGGACCUCCUGGCCCCAUCUCAGAGGCAGCCAGUGUGAGGAGCAGCCUCCCCUCCAGCCUCCUGUCAGUGUGGAUCCCCCAGGUGUCAGUGUCCCGGCUCUUGGAGCCACACUGCACUGUCUGGGGCUCCACACCUGCCCUGUCCGUUUCCUCAAAGCCCCUGAUAUGGUGCUUGGUACCCGGAAGUGAGCUAAGCAAAUUACCUGUCUUGUUUUGCCUACUAAGAAACAGCCUUGGUCACACGGAGGAGUCUUGUUACAUUGCAUGCAGCAGUGCGUUGGGGACCAGCAGAAUGAUUUUAGGCAGCGGUGCCAUUCAGGCUGACCCAAGUCCUCCGGCUGAUUCGACGGCUGCGCCAUGCAGCCUUGAAGGAAGAGUUGUAGCUAAGGAGGGGAAACUGAGGCCAGGGAGCUCAGCUUCUCUGAGUGGAAUGCACAAAACACUCCUAGCUGCUUUAGGGUGCCUUGGCUGGCCAGAAAAUUUUGUUUCUUUUCUAUUAUGCAGUACUUCAUCCAUGGGAAAUUCUAUCUGUGCACACGUGUUUAGUCAGGUAAUGGAAUGGAUAUCUGUGCACUUGCUGCCCCCUCAGUCCACUGCCCACUUGUCCUGGAGGUAAUCUGGGGUCAGUGUCUGCCAUGGUCACCUACCUUGUGAUAAUCGCCCUGAGGGAGAAAUGUCCCAUUGGCCUGUCGCUCAGUAGCUUUCAGUGUGUGUUGAAGAGCCCACUGUCUGGGCCAGGGUGCUGUCUGCUUCCUUGUGGCUGGGCAGCUGGAAGCAGGAAGAGGGUCCCUGCAGCGUGCACAGCAGUGACUGGGAGGCCCCUGCUGAGCCCCGGAGCUUCCCAGGUACCCAGCUGGGCCGGACACUCCACGUGGGCAUCCCGGCUGCCCGAGCCAUGGCGCUGCUGUUCUGAACUCUCACUGUCUUGCUUUUUGCACUUGAAGGUUUUUACCAAAUAUCUGUGACUCUUAAUAUAUUGUUCACCUUUGCUUGUUUUCAUAACAAUGGUUUCUUAGUAUUUAUUUGUUAUUUUUGUCUAAAUAUCCCAGAAAAUAAUGCCGGUGAAAUGAAAUAGUUCGUCUUUCUCCAUUUAACUCGGUUUGUGGUCGCCGUACCUGGGGUAGAGACCUUCGCUGGAGGGAAGCCGAGUGUGGGAGUGGAAAGUCUGUACUUGGGUAGUGGUCCCCAUGACCCCAUGGCAGCAGAGGUAGCCGGUGGUGUCCACAGCAGCAUUACUCGUAAGUGACACUGGUGUGUACUGCAGUGAUACCUGGCUUACUGAUGUCCUGUGAGGAGGAGGUAUCUAUGGUGUCAGGUGGUUGCAUGCUAUGCUGAUCUCGUGGUCUGACUUUGUGAGUUGCAUGGACAGUGUCACCAGUGGUAGUAUUUGUGAGACUCAUGACUGCACAAUUCACAUGGCCCCAGUGCUAGUGUUUGUGAGACUCAUGACUGCACAAUUCACAUGGCCUGGGUCUGAGUCAGUACCCCACUACUCAUUGGUGAUUUGACUCAGCGUUGGCCUCUGUUAGUGGGAACAGUGACAGUGCUUACCCAGCAGGGUCACACUUAUUAUUGCUGUUGGAGAGCCCAGCUGGUAUAGAAGUGUAAGCCUGGUGGCGUGGAGCCUCGGGCCUGGUCUAAGGCACGUGGCCUUAGCCUCGAACCAAGCUGGUUUCAUUCCUGACUGUACUUCUGUUUUGUCAUGGGACUUCUGGGACUUACUUCACCUCUUGGGCUAUUAGUUUUUUCUUAUAAAAAAAUGAUGUCUGCUGUAUUUGUUUAUGAUGGGGAUAGGAGUCCACAGUGUAGGCUGGAGACGUGGUGUGAUUCACAGCCAGCCCACGGUGCCACCAGUGGCCAGCACCAUCAGUUUGCUCCAGGUCUCAGUGAUAUAAGUGUGUCCUCAGCCGUGGGAGUUUUAUCCUGGCUGCUGUUUGCUUUAAACAGAAUGCAGAAUUACAACAUGAUCAAAGAGGUUAGGCCAACAUGAACCAGUUAAGCUAGCUGAUGAACGUUUGGAGUAGUUCGUAUAAAUGUGAUCGAUGUCUCUGCCACUUUUUUUUUUUGGUACAGUAUUUUCCUUUAGUAAGAUCAAAAAUUUUAGUUGACUCCUUUUUUAAGCAGUGUGUGUGUGGUUCACAACAGUGUGUGUGUGGUUCAUGACAAAAUUGGCUGUUCAGGGUUCCGUGUACUACCUGUCCUGAGGCAAUCAGAGUGUGCCCGGUGGCAACACGCUCUGCUGGAGUGGCGCUGAGACAGUCACGGGGGCCUUCCUUGGUGGUACGGCCAGUCGGUCUGGGCCACUGUGUGAUGACGUGUUCCCCAUCACAGAACACUCAGAAUGGCCGGGCUGCCCCACAGAUUGGCCUUCUCCCUCCCAAACCCUGACCUCUGCCCAUCCUACUGUCGCCAUGGUUCUGACUUUUCCAUGUCAAAAGACAAAAUUUCAACAAGUCAAAGAUCUGAUUAGCUCGUCUUCACAGUUCAUGAAUCAGAACACCUUCUGUUCUCUAACGUAGUUGGAGAAUUCCCACUGGCCCACGGCAGAGCGUGGGUUUGAAGACAGGAACAAGGGAGUGGACGGUGGGAAACGGAACUGGGUUGGUCAGCAUGAGGUGUGCCUGCAGGCGGCUUUUCUGGCCGGGGUUAAGCAGGGAGGACUUGCUUGUGCACUGCCUCAGCUGUUUGCAGGAGAAACCAUCUGUUUGGAGAUCUGCCUGUGUCCUUAAGGUCAGUCAGAUUACACGGCCUGGAGCAUGCGUGGCUCCCUGUUGGCUUGGUCCAGUCUGCGGGGUGGUGGUGCUUGAGCUUCACAUUGUGGAACGUUUAGCACUGGGCUGUAUGAGGCUGUCUCACCUGGGCUCUUUUGAGCCAGGGAAAAACAUUUGAAUGUGUAAAUUCUGUUUGUGUUCUACAAAAUCUGUCUAGGAGAUCGCCCUCCGGAGUGACGGGCUGAGACAGACUUUGCUCCUUCUCUGGAGUUGUGGUGAAGGUUAGCGAUGAACAGAAGAGCUCACUUCUGCUUUCAGUUCUGCGCUUGCUGGGGUGCCCUCUGUGGAUGGGGAAGAUGGAGAAUGGGUAGAAGGAAUGGGUACUGAUGAGGGGCUGCACACACAGUGGGGGAGGACGGCUUGGAGCUAUCGCCAAGGGCAGGAGGUGGCCCUGGUCUUCCAUCUAGGACUUUGGGCUACGUAGUCCCUGCAGGUGGAGGGAAGGCAGCUUCUGUUGUAUGGCCUCAGGUGUCUCUAGCUUGCUGGCCACUAGCAGUGGCAGUGAGUGGCCUUGUGUCUGUGACUGCAGCUUGCUCACCCCGCAUGGGUGCUGGGGAUGCUGUCUGGAGGUCGCGCAGUGUGUGCUGCCUGGUCUCUUCUGCCGAGGCUCUCUCUGUGCCCAUCUACUCAGGCUGUGGAAGAUAACACGAGAAAUGCCAGGGGCGCACGAGGUGGAGCAGCGGUGCUUCCCUAGGGCCAGCUGGGGUUUAGCAGGAACAGCCAAUGUCAGUCUCUAUGCAGGUUCUUUGAUAAGGAAACUAUACAUCUGGACAUGGUGGCACUCGCCUGUAAUCCCAGCACUCAGGAGCCCGAGGCAGAAGAAUCCCCACAAAUUUGAGCCCAGUUUGGACUACACAGUUCAAGGCUAGCCUGAGCUGCAUGGACCCUUACUACAGAUUUAACGACCUUGACUACCGAUGGAUCUCCUUGGAGAACUGGACCUACAGCAACGAAUUUAAAUUACCCUUUGAUAGCAGCAAAUGGCAGAAAGUAAAUUUGACUUUUGAGGGAGUUGAUACAGUGGCCGAAAUCUUCUUCAAUAAUGUCUCCAUUGGGAAAACAGACAACAUGUUCCGUAGAUAUAGCUUCGACGUCACCCGCCUGGCCCGAGACCUGAACUCCCUGGAGCUGCGCUUCCAGUCCGCAGUGCUGUACGCCGCGCAGCAGAGCAGCGCCCGAGCCGGGCCCCCCGUGCCCCCCGCCUGCCCCCCGCCGCAGCAGCACGGCGAGUGCCACGUCAACCUCAUCCGCAAGGAGCAGUGUUCCUUCAGCUGGGACUGGGGCCCUUCCUUCCCUACCCAGGGCAUCUGGAGAGACGUCCACAUCGAAGCCUUUGAUAUCUGCCAUCUGAGCCACCUCACUUUCUCCUCCGUCUAUGAUGACACCGCCCAGGUGUGGAGUGUUGAAAUUGAAUCUGUUUUGGAUGUUAUCAGCUCAAAGCCAGUUGGCGGUCAGGUGGUCGUGGCCAUCCCUAAACUGCAGAUACAGCAGGCAUACAGCCUUAAGCUCCAGCCCGGGGAGAGGGUUGUUGAGCUGUCUGUGAAAAUUAACAAGAAUAUUACUGUGGAAACUUGGUGGCCUAAUGGACACGGGGACCAGACUGGGUACAACAUGACCAUUCUUUUUGAAUUGGAUGGAGGCUUACGUAUUGAGAAAUCUGCUAAGGUUUAUUUCCGGACAGUGGAGCUUGUAGAAGAGCCCAUAAAGGGGUCUCCGGGUCUGAGCUUCUACUUUAGAAUCAAUGGCUUUCCCAUCUUCCUGAAAGGCUCCAACUGGAUCCCGGCAGACGCGUUCCAGGAGAGGGUGACCCCGGAUGUGCUGCGGCUCCUUCUACAGUCGGUUGUGGACGCAAACAUGAAUGCGCUGCGGGUUUGGGGGGGCGGCAUCUAUGAGCAGGACGCCUUCUAUGAGCUCUGCGACGAGCUGGGGAUCAUGGUGUGGCAGGACUUCAUGUUUGCCUCUGCCCUGUACCCAGCCAACCAGGCCUUCCUGGAUUCCGUGCGGGCAGAAGUUGCUUACCAGGUCAGGAGGCUGAAACCCCACCCGUCUGUCAUCCUGUGGAGCGGCAAUAAUGAGAACGAGGGGCUGCUGGCCGUGAACUGGUUCCAUGUCCCGCUCGGCGACCUGGAGACAUACAUCAAGGACUACGUGACACUCUAUGCGGCCAACAUCAGGGAGGUUGUGUUGGCGGGAGACAAGACUCGUCCCUUUGUGCCAUCCAGCCCUUCGAAUGGGAUCGAAACCGUCGCAGAAGGCUGGGUUUCGAGGCACCCUAACAGCAACCAGUAUGGAGAUGUACAUUUUUAUGACUAUGACAGCGACUGUUGGAACUGGACUGUUUUCCCCAAAGCCCGAUUUGUGUCUGAAUAUGGCUAUCAAUCCUGGCCGUCCUUCAGUGCCUUAGAAAAGGUCUCAGAGAAGGAGGACUGGUCUUACAACAGCACGUUCGCCUAUCAUCGGCAGCACCAUCUUCACGGUAACGAGGAGAUGCUUCGCCAGGCUGCACUGCAUUUCAGGCUUCCACAAGGGCCAGACCCUGUCCGCACCUUCAGAGACACCCUCUUCCUGACUCAGGUGACGCAGGCCCAGUGCAUCAAAACAGAGACCGAGUUCUACCGUCGCAGCCGUAGCGAGAUAGUGGCUGGUGAGGGCCACACCAUGGGGGCGCUCUACUGGCAGCUGAAUGACAUCUGGCCGGCUCCUUCUUGGUCCUCUCUAGAGUACGGCGGCAAGUGGAAGAUGCUGCACUACCUCGCCAGGCAUUUCUUCCACCCGCUGCUGCCCGUGGGCUUCGAGGACAGGGACGUGAUUUACAUUCACGGCGUAUCCGACCUGCACGAGGACCGGAAUGUGACGCUCACUCUGACGGUGCACUCCUGGCGCUCCCUGCAGCCCCAGUGUGCCCAGACCACAGAGCCCUUGGUGGUGAAGGCCGGGGCCGCCACCCGUCUCUACAGUGAGCCGGUGGCCCGCCUGCUGAGCAGGUGUGGGAACUGCACCCGGCCAGGCUGCGUGCUCUCCUUCCAUCUCUCAGCUGGCGGCGAGGUUGUGAGCCCAGUCAACUAUCACUUCCUGUCCUCCCUGAAGGACGCCGAGGGGCUGCUCAAGGCUCACAUCACGGCCACCAUCUCACAGCGAGGUGACACCUUUGCCUUUGACCUGGAGACGUCGGCUGUGGCGCCCUUCGUGUGGCUGGAUGUAGGAAGCAUCCCGGGGAGGUUCAGCGACAAUGGUUUCCUUAUGACUGAGAAGACACGGACUGUUCUCUUUCACCCGUGGGCGCCUACCAGCAAGAGUGACCUGCAGCAGUCUCUUCGUGUGACUUCCCUGACAGACAUUUACUGAGGGGUCUUCAGGCGGAACCGCACCUGGGCGUCCCUGGACCUGCCCGGGCUGUGUCUGAGUUAGCCCCGAAGGUGCUGCCACUGGGGCCUUUCCAGAAGGCGUGGGAAGGGAACAGUGGAGGGUCUGUAGGGAGCCACAUGGGAGCUGUGAGCUCCUGCAGACCUUUCAUAGUCAGCAUCGAGAAGUACUGUUCUUAAUUUUUGAUUUUAUUAGCUCGUUUGCAGUACGUGAUAUGACGCCCAUAGCGGGUGUCGCACAUGACACAUCUCUUCCUUUCCAGCCCCUCCCCUCCCCUCUGCUUCCAUCCUGCUGAAGAAUCUCCCUGGAUUACCUGGUCAUUGGGGGUUCGGUCUUCAGAGAGAGAGUUCUUGGUGACGGCCCCGUUGUUCUUUGUUCCCAGACUGUUUAGGGGAUGACUGUUGUUGUUUGGUUACCAUUUGGGGAUAAGAUUCUUUUUUAUUUUGAGUGAUUAUAUAAAAUAAUGCCUUGGGCAAACCAGGGCCCAGGGCCCAGGAAGAGAAGCCAGAUUACCUUUCCCUCAAGUGAAUGAGGUACAAAAGCAGCUAAAUGCUUGUAUCAUUUGCCUGGCUUUGUAGGACCAAGGCCAGUAGUGUAAGCAUCUAUUAGGAUGAGUUUGCAAUGUGGCAAGUAUGGGGGAUUCCUUUCUGUCUUGUAUUUGAAAUCCAAUAUUAUUGUUUUGUUCCGAUGUAUUGUUUUGUUUUAUUCAAUGCUGUUUUGAUUAGUUUUUAUUUUUUUUAUUGGUACCGGGGAUCGAACUCAUGGCCGCCUGAUUGCAAGGCAGGUGCUUAUGCUGCUGAGCUAAAUCCCCAGCCCCCACUGCUUUGUUUUGAUUGGCUUUAUUCUGUUUUGUACUGUUGGGUUUUGUUCUCCUUAAAAAAUUUAAAAUAGUGCCUUAGUGAUAAUAAUUUAUUUUUCAUAAGACGCUUAGAGAGACCCUCUGAAAAAUAAGCUGGCAUUGAAAUCACUGUGGGCAUUGGAAAUUUUGGAUGUCGUGAUACUAGAAUGUGUGUGGGCUUCAGAUGUGGCCAAAUCCAGAGUUUUCCGGCUCAAAGAAACGAAUUAGAUGCAGGCUUGUCAGCCCUGGUGCCAGAGUAAUGUUCAAGCAUUUAUAUCAUUCCUUUGUAUCGAUGAACUAUCAUUGUUUUAAAAUUUUUUAUUACUUAGUAUCACGUUUACAACUUUACCUUGUUAAGAACCAUAAUGGCACAAAAUGUUAACACAUAGUGAAUGAGAGUAAAGCUAUGUGAAAUUUUUGCAGUUUUUCUAUGAUCUGAAAUUACCUAGAAAUAAAAACUAUAAAUUGCACUGCCAA
Messenger RNA from Cavia porcellus (domestic guinea pig), 10665 nucleotides. RefSeq names its product mannosidase beta (gene Manba). Bases 6867 to 9332 code for a protein of 821 amino acids. Lineage: Eukaryota; Metazoa; Chordata; Mammalia; Rodentia; Caviidae. Gene Ontology annotation, molecular function: beta-mannosidase activity. Gene Ontology annotation, biological process: glycoprotein catabolic process; carbohydrate metabolic process. The transcript is spliced from 17 exons. The record is from RefSeq and is a predicted model, not a curated record.